Molecule: messenger RNA, 1071 nt
Organism: Cyanidioschyzon merolae strain 10D
Lineage: Eukaryota; Rhodophyta; Bangiophyceae; Cyanidiales; Cyanidiaceae
Exons: 1
Coding region: 1-1071 (356 amino acids)
Source: RefSeq, a predicted model, not a curated record
AUGACAGGGAGGAAGUCCGUACGACGGCUUCUCGUCAUAUUCUGUUCGUGCCUAGUGGGGUUUUCCGCGGUGCUAACUAUUUGGCGCCAGUCGUUCUUUUUUUCGGUGCGAAGCGGAAAAGCGUUCAUUGCUGGUCCGAAGCAGCUGCAGGCACGAGCAGAACCCGCGGCUAGGGCUCCUAUGCUAUGUUUUGGCGCAGAGUUCGAGCACCACGGCUUCACAACUCGUCUCUUAGCAAGCAUCGACGAGCCUGUGAAGCACGUAGUCGUCGUUCUCGCUGGAGAAGAUCCCUCUAUCUUGGAACUGGAACAGACGAUACGUCAGGACUACCCAUUUUGUACAAUAAUUCGCAAGAAACAACGCAUCGGUAAUGUUGGCAUCUGGAAUACGUGCAUGCGCUAUAUGCUUGAUGUAGCGAAGGUGCCGUGGGCGCUGCUUCUGAACAACGACAUCAUGAUGCCACCCGGUUCCCUAGGAAAUGUUUCCGUGGAAGCGCAGAGAGUUGUACAGAAUCCGGAGUUUUGUCUGGGGCCCACAAAGUUGCGCAACGUGAGAAAAAUGCUAUGGUCUGCGCUGGUUGUCUCACGAAGAACGGCGCAGAUUGCCGGCUUCUUCGAUGAAAACAUUUUUCCUGCGUAUUACGAAGACAAUGAGUUUAGUAUUCGAAUACGGAAGAUUCACGAAAGCGGCACACCCUGCCGCCUCUUUCCAGUACGUGUCCGUAAUACCUUCCAUCACGGUCCAGCGGACUCGCCGGAUUACAUUUCCGGUACGGUUAUUUAUUACAACGGCGGUGGCGACCGAUCAAAGAAGGUCAUACAAGAUCGGGCAAAUGCGUGGAAUCCGCACUAUGUGGCUCUUAAAUGGGACUGCCCACUUUACUUGUGGGAAAAGUGCAAGAACAUGCAUCCGUUCGGUCGAAGUGAUUUGUCUCCAAAAGAUUGGGCUUUUGAUCCGGGUUAUCGGCAUUGCCUUGAAACGGGCGAGUCUGGUGGUCAGUUCGGCUGCCGCUAUAACGUAAGUGUAUUGCCGAGAGAGCCGGCUUCCUCUCAAAUUUCGAGAGUGAGCUAG